Molecule: messenger RNA, 2178 nt
Organism: Salarias fasciatus (jewelled blenny)
Lineage: Eukaryota; Metazoa; Chordata; Actinopteri; Blenniiformes; Blenniidae
Gene: gulp1a
Product: GULP PTB domain containing engulfment adaptor 1a
Exons: 14
Coding region: 290-1390 (366 amino acids)
Source: RefSeq, a predicted model, not a curated record
AGGAGGAGGGGGAGGAAGAGAGGAGAGGAGAGGAGGAGGAGCGGAGGAGCUGCUGGAUGUGGAGCUCGGACUGCGCGCACCGCUCCCGACCCGGUGGGCUUCUAUUAUUUCCUGCGGGGCCGCUCGGACUUGUUUCUGGCUCUCUCCCGGAAGAUGCGGCGCUAAUGAACCCCCCUCAGCCUUUAGAUGAGUGAGGCACAACAACGCCAGCUGAACAUCAACACUCCGCAGUGACGGUGGAAUAUUGGCAGACGCUCAGGAGGGACCUUGAAGACGCACAUUUUCCACUAUGAACCGCGCCUUCAACAGGAAAAAAGAUAAAUCCUGGAUGCACACCCCGGAGGCUCUGGCCAAGCAUUACAUACCCUACAAUGCCAAGUUCCUUGGAAACACGGAGGUCGAAGCCCCGAAAGGCACCGAAGUUGUGAAGGAUGCCGUGCGGAAGCUGAAGUUCCAGAGGCACAUCAAGAAGUCGGAGGGCCAGAAGACCCCCAAGGUGGAACUGCAAAUCUCCAUUUAUGGCGUGAAAAUAUUAGACCCCAAGACAAAAGAUGUGCAGCAUAACUGCCAGUUACACAGGAUAUCCUUCUGCGCCGAUGACAAGACCGACAAAAGAAUAUUUACUUUCAUCUGCAAAGACUCUGAGUCCAACAAACACCUCUGCUACGUGUUCGACAGUGAGAAAUGUGCAGAAGAGAUCACUCUGACCAUCGGUCAGGCCUUCGACUUGGCCUACAAGAAGUUCUUGGAGUCCGGGGGCAAAGAUGUGGAAACCAGGAAACAGAUCGGAAGCCUCCAGAAGAGAAUUCAAGAACUGGAAACGGAAAACUCUGAGUUGAAGAAGCAGCUUCAAGAGCUGGAGGAACAGCUGAUGAUCGCUAAUGUCCCCCCGCCGCUGCACAUAAACGCCGCUAACGAAGCGUACAUGCUGCAGAGGCCGUCCUCUCUCUUCUGGUGUCACAGCAUCAAGUCGCUCUCCUGUCUGGAGAUCUCCUCGGUCACGCUCACCCCCAUGAGCUCGCCGGAGUCCAACCUGUCCAGCGGGCUACUAACUCCUCCGCCUGCCAAACCCGCUCUCCUUCCUGCUAAACCUGCCGAGGGCUGCAGCAUCCCGCGGCCUCGCGUCGGAAGCAUCUCCAUGAAGCCGCAGUCCACCGACAUCUUCGACAUGGUUCCCUUCUCUCCGGUGACGCCGCUGGUUCCCACGCAGGCCAGCAACGGCUGCCCGCCACCUCCUCCAACCACAUUGCCCCCGGAUAUAAGGAAAGAUCUGUUUGGCGCCGAGCCUUUCGAUCCGUUCACCUGCGGCUCGGCCGACUUCCCCCCGGAUAUUCAGUCCAAGCUGGACGAGAUGCAGCGUCAGAGAUGGAGGGGUUCAAAAUGGGACUGACCUUAGAGGGCACGGUCUUCUCCCUGGACCCGCUGGACAGCCGCUGCUGAUGCCCCCCCUCCUCCCCCCCCUGUUUGUAUGAAGAAGUGCCAAAAUCCAACUCCACGCUCGAGUCAAGAUGUCACACUUUUCAUCUGGAGGUUUAUAUGCAUUUGCAUUUAAAUUGGGUUUCUUUUUUUUUUUUUUUUCAAUAUAUCAAUUAAAAAUAAAAAACUCAGAUCCAUUAUAGAAAAGAGUUAUUUUUCUAAGAAAACAAAGAAGAAAAAAAAUGAAAGGACUAGUUUUGAGUACCUUUUGGUUGCACAGGCAGUGAGAGUUGUAAAUAGUCGAAGAUGUCCAAUGGUACACUCCGUGGCAGACUUUUCAUAUGUGUGUGUGUGUGUGCGUGUGUGUGAGAACUCUGUAUCAGUGACACAUUCCUGUUUGUACGCCCGACACCAACACAGCUGAUGGGAUCCGUAUCGUUACCGCCACCUUCCAGCCCGUAGCAUCCUCUCUGUUACUCACUUUGAAUCCAUUAAUCCAGCCCCAUACUUUUUUACUGACCUUUUACACUUUUUAAUUUCACAACAUUUGAUUCGCCGUCUCAGUAUUUACCUGUUUUUGUUUUUUUUAACUUGUCACUUUUGGAGUGAGUAAUGUCUUUUAUUGUCUGUGUUCGUUAUGACUUCUUUCGUUUUCUUUCAGUUUCUUGUCUUUCUCCCCUCAUUCAUUCAGUAUUUUCCUGUUAUUUUACUUUUGGUUGCAAUGACGUUGCUGUUGCAAAAUAUUAAAGAAAAUACUACAAA